Melampsora larici-populina 98AG31 is the source of this 1683-nucleotide messenger RNA. RefSeq lists its product as uncharacterized. The record is from RefSeq and is a predicted model, not a curated record. Lineage: Eukaryota; Fungi; Basidiomycota; Pucciniomycetes; Pucciniales; Melampsoraceae. The transcript has 4 exons. The coding region runs from base 1 to 1683 and encodes 560 amino acids.
AUGAGAUGUCAUGACACGGUGUUUGACAAUCAAGCAGCAGCGUGGUCAAUCCUGAGUGUUCAAGCUUCCCGUGAUCGACCGGUUAAUACAACCCUCAUUGUUCUACGUAUGAACCACAUAUUAUCCUUUUUGUUUUUGGCAUUUAUGCUAACCUCAGGAGCGUAUAGUCAAUAUGCAGUCAUCGCGCAUGAAGAAGAAUUUCUCGGCCCGAGGAUCGCAGCCCUCACAAUACUCAAACCGAUCGACCCGGAUUUUCACUUUUCACAAGAGACCAAGUGGACUGACACCCUCAUCUUGAAGGGUCCCAUCGUGAAGACCCCUGGAGAUAACAAUGAUCCGAACAAAUUGAAGGUACAAAAAGUUGCACGUGCACAGGCCCAAAUAUGGUUCAAAUCGAACGUGGAUUGUAUGAAUCUCGUUGGCUUCUCAUACACUCUGAGUAAUCUGCUUUCACAAGCGCCAUUGAGAUCGCACAAAUUGUUUGCUGUGAGGGUCUCUGAGGUACUGAGUGACCCGGCUUUGGAAAUUACCAAGAGAAUGUACUGUCUAUAUAUCCUUCAAGUUCUACUGGAAUAUGUACCAUCAAGAAAGCUAGACUUUUUGAGGACUAACAUCCGAAGUGGUGCAGUAUCGCGUGCUGGAUUAGAACUGUCUUUAACAAAAGGAUUUGAUCUGGCAUCUGAAGCGCAUAAAAUAAGAAAAAAGGGAAUGAACAGAAUGGAUCCAAUGCUAUUUGAAGCCUUUCAAAGAGUUGAGCUUUUGGAGAGAAUUCAGAUGAGGUAUAGACAAACAGGCGCAUCACAACCAAGUAAAACAUUGAUGAAGUUACACGAUGAUUUGCUUCUGGCAAGCUGCCCACUCGGAGAGCUGGAGAUAGUUUCACUGACUGACAACUGCAUUCGACACAUGAUAGAAAAUGAUGUGUCGGAGGAAGAUAAGCAAACUACCUAUGAGUUAAUGACUCAUUCUUUUCAAAACAGCGAUAUCAGCAGAAAAACACUUAAAGCUCGAAUAGCAACCAACAAUGCCACCAAAGAACUCUACGAUGAGAUGUAUAAGUGGAUGAAGACAAGGAGGGAGAUCAGCCUAUACUUGUCACUCAAUAGAGUCGAUCCGUACAUUACAAACCUUCUUCUUCCCUUCCUUGGAACUCCCCUACCCACCUUGGAGCACUACAAGUACAUUUUCUUGUCUUUUGAAGCGCAUACACAAGCAGAGGUCAAAUUGGAAAAACAUCUUCAAACGAUAGCAGAGAAAAGAGUGACGAGACUCAGAGGAAUGCAAGGACAAUUACAAGAUAUGGAGUUGGAGACAGGACAUGCACAUCACAUUGGAGAGGUAUCAACAAUUGAACAAACAACUUUAGAGAGAGAGCUUGAACAAGCAGAUCAAGAGGAUCGCGAGUUUGACCUUCAGCAGUACAUACCACAGAGAAUAGACUCAUCAACUUAUAAGAAAUAUCAGCGCUUUGUCCUCAAGAUACUAAACAUGGCAAGCCCGCAUAUCAAAGGUGCCAAGGCCUAUCUAAAACAGAGCCGUAAUUGUUCAGGUAGGACACCAAGCCUUUCAAUUGUUAUUCUGGAUCCCUUCAUCAGUAUUGGUAUCCGUGAUCAAGAUCUUCAGUUUAUUUUCAAAAAUCAUCUUGCAAGAGCUGAGCUCAAGACUGAUUCUCUACAGAUCUAG